Messenger RNA from Lingula anatina, 2941 nucleotides. Its product is annotated as phospholipase A-2-activating protein. Gene Ontology annotation, biological process: proteasome-mediated ubiquitin-dependent protein catabolic process; ubiquitin recycling. The record is from RefSeq and is a predicted model, not a curated record. Gene Ontology annotation, molecular function: ubiquitin binding. Gene Ontology annotation, cellular component: cytoplasm; nucleus. Lineage: Eukaryota; Metazoa; Brachiopoda; Lingulata; Lingulida; Lingulidae.
UGUAAAAUGCGUUAGAUGUGACAGAAAACACCUAACACAUCUUUGGCAGAAUAUCUUUGACCGUUUUCUCCUCUUACAAAAUUUGUUUAAUCUAAUAUGUAGAGAGAAUGAUUUCGCCAACUUCUAGAAGCGACACACAUUCUUCUGAUUUAAAUUAAGACAAAGCAUAAAAUUUAUUUUAUUACUAUCAAUCAAAUAACAUCUGGGUAUUUUGUUCCAUGUGUCGGUGAGCGGAAGCAAGUCCUUAACCCAAAAUGGCGGCUCCCUACAAAGUUCGGUGUUUUCUGCUUGGUCAUGAAAAAGAUGUGAGGUCGGUUGCCCCUGCCUUUUUCCCCGACGGUUCUUUUGUAUCAGGAUCUCGAGACGUGACUGCCAGACUAUGGGCUCCAAAUGAGUCUAACUGUCAAUUCACAGAAGCCCAUGUGAUGAGCGGUCACAGUAACUUUAUCAGCAGUGUCACAGUCAUGCCUCCAAGUGAUCAGUAUCCUCAAGGAUUGAUCAUGACAGGCAGCAAUGAUAAUUCUAUUCUAGCCUUCACGCUUGAAUCUCCGCAGCCUGUAUUUAAACUUACUGGUCAUGAGGAUACUGUUUGUGCAUUAGCUGCAGGAAGGUUUGGCACUCUACUCAGUGGUUCUUGGGAUAAUACCGCCAAAGUAUGGCUCAACAAGAAAUGUGUCAUGACGCUUAAAGGUCAUGAGCAAGCAGUCUGGGCAGUGGCUAUCAUGCCAGAACAGGGCCUGAUGUUGACAGGGUCAGCAGAUAAGACAGUGAAGAUGUGGAGGGCAGCCAGGUGUGAAAAUACUUUUAAAGGUCAUUCAGAUUGUGUCCGUGGUCUGGCAGUUUUAUCUGCUACUGAAUUCCUGUCGUGUUCCAAUGAUGCCACCGUGAGAAGAUGGCUCAUCACAGGAGAGUGUGUUCACACGUACUCUGGACACACCAACUUUGUCUACAGCAUAGCAGCUCUGCCCAAUGGUCAAGAUUUUGUGACCACUGGAGAAGACCGUACCCUAAGGAUUUGGAAGGAUGGGGAGUGUGCACAGACUAUUACACAUCCAGCUACCUCAGUAUGGACAGUGUGUACAUUACAGAAUGGGGACAUUGUAACUGGGGCAAGUGAUGGAGUUGUGAGAGUCUUCACUAAAGACCCAGCUAGAACUGCAGCCGAGGAAACGCAGAAAGCAUUUGAGGAAGAAGUGGCUGCCUCAAGUAUACCAUCCCAAGUUGGAGAUGUCAAAAUAGAGGAUCUUCCAGGAAAAGAAGUUCUCAUUGAACCAGGUACACGUGAGGGCCAGACCAAGCUGGUUAGGGAGGGACCCAGGGCAAUGGUGUACCAGUGGAGUAUGGCAGAAAGUAAGUGGGUCAAGGUGGGUGAUGUGGUGGGAGCCUCAGGGGGAUCACAGGAGACAUCCGGCAAGACAUUGUAUGAAGGAAAGGAAUAUGACUAUGUAUUUGUUGUGGAUGUAGAGGAAGGAAAACCACCACUAAAACUUCCAUAUAAUGUCACGGAGGACCCCUGGUUUGCUGCCCAGAAUUUUAUCCAUAAAAACAACCUCAGCCAAGCUUUUUUGGAUCAAGUGGCAGGAUUUAUUAUUGAGAACACCAAGUCCGUGACAUUUAGCCAGCAGUCGGCAGGCUCUUACAGCGACCCAUUCACAGGUGGAGGUCGGUAUGUCCCUGGCACAGCAGAGGGCAGCACAGGUGUGAGUUCAGAUCCUUUCACUGGUGGUGGACGCUAUGUGCCUGGAGCCUCACAGCCACAGGGCCCUGCACCUCAGUCAGGCUCUGAUCCCUUCACUGGUGCUGGUAGCUACCGUCCAUCAAAUGGUCAGACGUCCAGUGUGGCAGGAGGAGACAUGGGCAAUAGCCUGGACAACCAGUACUUCCCGAAAACAGCAUUCCUUUCCUUUGACCAGGCAAACACACAGGCCAUAAUGAGCAAGCUAAAGGAAUUUAAUAGUAGCCUAAGUUCAGAACAUGCAGUUGAAGAAUCCAGUCUAGCCCAGCUGUCAGUGUUUCUGGAGUCUGGCUCCCCGACUGCUGCUCAGUUGGAGCUCCUCUGGCAGCUGUUACAUUGGCCAUCAGGCAAUGUGUUUCCUGCCUUAGAUGUGCUGCGCUUGGCCAUCAGGUCAGAAGAAGUGAACCAGCAUUUCUGUAACCAGAAGGAUGGGCCACAGUUCUUGAACCACUUGCUAGUGCUAGGGGGUGGAGACGAAGCACCCGCAGCCAACCAGAUGCUAGUUCUACGCGUCAUAUGCAAUGCCUUUAAAAACAAACCAGGGGAAAAGCUCAUGAACUUGAACAGAGAGAAAAUUGGGAAAUUGUUGGGGAUAUGCCAGAAGACCAGUAACAAAAAUGUACACAUAGCACUCAGUUCUGUUUUACUCAAUUUUGCUAUCAGUCUCCAUCCUACUGAAGAUGUGGAGGCAAAGGCGAUGGUUUUAUCUACGGCUGCUGACGUUGCAGAAAGUGUCAAGGAUGAAGAGUCACAAUUCAGACUUCUGGUUUGUCUAGGAACUUUAGUGUCUCAGGACCCCAAUAGCAAAGCUCUGGCAAAGUCCCUAGACCUUGGUCAGUUUGCCAAAAAAUUGACACACAAAAGAGGCAAAGUGGGUGAUUGUGCUUCCUUGGUAUGGAAUGCUUUGCAGUAGUCCAAAAUGCCAGUGACCAGAAAAUGUACCAUUAAGAAUGUUUUUUCUCUGUACUUUGCUUUUAUGCUGAUGGCCUCAUUAAUGAAAUGCAAUUUUCCUACUUCAAUGAAAAAGGACUUCAAGAAUGUAGCUAGAAUAGUAUUUAUUGAAUGAAGUAAACUUAAAAUGGUAAGAUGUAUUGUUACACUUUGUUUUGUGCAUAUGACCAAAAGUAUCUGCAUGUGCAUUUGUACCAUCUUGCCAAAGUUAAUGACAAAAUUUUCUGAAAUAAAUUCUCUAAAUAUUUGCAUCUA